AUGUCAUCCAUGAACUCAUCCAGUUCGAAUGAAAUCGAACUUGACACCAUACACGAAAACAACAACCUGUCAACCCUAGCCAAUGCCGUACCUGAGGAGGAGCACCCAUCCUUUAAAAACCUCUUUGGUUUCACAACAUGGCGGCACUGCGGCCCCCUGGCAGUUGGAUUGAUCGCAUCCCUGUUUGCCGGCGCCCUCAAGACCUCAUUGGCCAUCAUACUUGGCGAGAUCUUUGCCGUCAUUGCCAGAUUCGGGCAAGGGCACCUGGAAGCCCCCGAGACUCUAUCCCAAGUCUCAAGAUGGUGUGUGAUACUUACGGCUGCAGGAGUUGCUAGCUGGCUGGCAAACUUUAUCUUUGCUUUUUCGUGGACGGCCCAUGGCGAGCUGCAAGCCAGGCAUGUUCGACGUAGACUCUUCCGUGGUCUGCUGAAGAAGGACAUGGAAUGGUUCGACCGUCAGUCCGAUGGCGUUGCGAGUCUACUUGUACGACAUCAGACACAGACACGAGAGUUCCAAGCAGCAUGCUCACUCGGUCUUGGUCAGCUGUCCGUAGACGUCGCAACCGCGCUCGCCAACAUUUUUGUCGCGCUUUACUACUCGUGGAUUCUCACGUUAGUGCUCCUAGGAACUGCGCCCGUGUCGGUCGUGCUACUUGGUAUGAUGAGCCGUAAAGUGAAGCCGGCCAUCCAAGCACAGAAGCAGGAACUGUCUGCAGCAUCCAAGCAUGCGACGUCAGCCAUCUCAGCCAGCGACCUGGUUAAAGUGUUCAACGGAGUCGAUUACGAAACAUGGCAGUACUUCGCUGCGAUACGUCGCUCUAUGCAAUGCUACCUGACUCAGGCCAAAGCCAAUGCAUGUCAGAUGGGCUACGUCAAGUUCUGGCUCGAGUGCAUGUUUGUCAUUGGCUUUUACUACGGGGCUGUCCUAGUUAAUUCGGGGAUGAGCCCUAGAGACGUCAUGACGACUUUCUAUGCAGCACUUACUGCUCUUCAAGCCGUCGAAUCCUUUCUUCCCAUGUAUCUGAUGUUGAUCAAGGGCAUGUCGGCUGGCCAGGCUCUUCGUUUGGUUGCGGACGAUAUUAAGCAUGAUCAUCCAGCCCGUAAGAUGGUUGGCAGUUUGAAGCCGAACGUUUGUCACGGCGAUAUCGAGAUCAACAACAUCAACUUUGCUUAUCCCACCAAUCCACUCACUCCAGUCCUGAAAAAUACCUCGCUGUUCUUCCCGGCUGGAGAACUCUCCUUCGUUGUUGGAAGAAGUGGCUCGGGCAAGAGCACUGUUGGUGACCUGCUUCUCAAGUUUUACGAGCCCACGAAUGGCGACAUCUUGGUCGACGGCUACUCAUUGAAAACUCUUGACGUCGAGUGGCUACGAACCAACAUCACACUAGUCCAACAGUCAAGUGUUAUAUUUCGUGAUACAUUCUUUAUGAAUGUUGCUCUGGGUGCCGCUAAUCCGAAAAACGUAUCAAGGGAGUCUGUAAGCGUCUCUUGUAAAGCGGCUAUGCUACAAUCCACGCUUUCGCGUCUUCCGCAUGGGAUGAGAACUAGACUGGGAGAUGGCCUGUAUGAGCUGAGCUUUGGACAGAAGCAGUGUCUUGCUUUUGCUAGGGCGAUUCUCCGAAAUACACCAGUCUUAGUACUGGAUGAGGUGACGAGUGGUCUGGAUCCCACCACGCGCAGAAUGAUGUUGGAAUCAAUUCGAAAAUUGAGGCGAGGCAAAACGACUAUCAUCAUAACGCACGAUGUUGUCCAGAUUCAAGAUCAAGACUUCGUAUACAUUAUGGAAUGCGGCCGUGUCGUACAAAAGGGGUUUAAAAAAGACAUCCUCAAUCAGAGAAAUAACGCAUUCGUCAAGCUUGUUUCAUCUUCCAGCCCGCAUGGCCCCAUACACAAGCGUUCGAACCAGCCCCCGAAACGUACGCAUAUGUUGGCACAACAGACAUGGGAAGAGCCAGAACCAGAGCCAACUAGUAUUUACUCUAGAUCUAACUCUCUUCGAAAGCGUUGGUCCCGCAAAGAGGCUUCGAGUAUUCAUACUACCCUAGGCAGCGCGCCAAAGGAAAUAUCACCGUCUCGGAGCCCCAGGGGCAGGAACUUCCGUUCACCUCAGAAGAAUUUGGCAGACAAGCCACUCCCAGAACUGCCUUCCGAGAGAGUAAGCAGAAGUAGCGCGCGCGUGCUGCACGAGAUCCGUGGGAAUGCGCAGGAGAAGAAGCCUGAAAACAGUACCGCUCAGCCGGCCCGCACGAACAGGCAAAAUUCGACAUCUCCGAGCAAACAUACCGUAUUUUCCAGAUACUCGACCGGCCAUAAGAAGUUGCGUGACCACUCAGUGCAAGGAGACGCAAAAAAAGCCGCCGUGUCUCUCCGGAAGAUAUAUGGCACCGUCUGGCCCGCGCUCGGCGUCAGCGAGAGAUCUUUACUCCUUGUAGGGCUUCUCCUAUGCCUCGUUGUUGCUGGCAGUGUGCCUGCUUUUUCUAUUGUUUUCGCACACCUCCUAUCUGUUCUCUAUGAUGCUGAAAACCGGCUGGCUAAAGGUCAGAAAUGGGCUCUCUUCCUUCUCGCCAUCGCAGGCGCUGGUGCUCUAGCAACAGUUCUGAGCCACCUCCUCAUGGAAUGGGCCGGCCAAGCCUGGGUGACCGCUCUGCGUGUUCAGGCAUUAUCCAGAAUCCUACGACAACCUAAAUUCUGGUUUGACAAGCCAAAACAUGCUCCUAAUCGGAUUAGUGAGUGCAUGGAUCGCAAUGCGGAGGAAUUGCGGAAUCUGUUGACGCUGGUGUCCCUGGCUAGCGCUCCGCUACUAAUUGCUGCCACAAAGGGUUACAAUAUCAUGGAGUGCAGGUGGGAGAUGAAAUGCAACCGAGCCGCGGAGGGCACUAGCGCAAUAAUGACCGAGACUUUCACCAAUGUCAGCCUAGUUCGUGCUCUAACACAGGAGCGUUGGUUCUACGACAAGCAUGAUAGAUCGGCGUCGUUCACUCUGCGUCUUGGGAUCAAGAAGGCUGCAUGGACAGCACUGCUUUUCGCUAGUUGGCAGAGUAUAUUCUGGUUCAUGAUGGCGCUAAUCUUCUACUACGCCACGGUGUUGCUAGCAAGAGAUCAGGAAAUUACGGUCGAAGCUGUACUCCAAGUUGUCAACUUGCUUGUCUUAGGACUCAGUACUGCGAGUAAUCUCUUGAACUCCGUACCGGGAAUCUCGGCUGCCCAAGCUACAGCUGCGCAAUUGCUAUACUACGCCAAUCUGGCUGUCAAUUCUGAAGACUCUCCUAGUCUACCACCUGGCCGUGGAAAGAGUGCAAGACGCAGUUUCAGUGGUAAAAAGCACCUCAUAUCCCCCUUUCCGAUCCGCAUGGAUGGAUUGUCGUUCUCCUAUCCGUCCACCAACUUAUUACACGCUAUUCGACCACCCAAAGUUCUACACAACGUUAGUCUCGAAAUUCUCCCAGGUACUUCAACCGCUAUCGUUGGCCCCUCAGGCUGCGGCAAAAGCACCAUUGUCUCCCUGCUCUUGGGUCUGCAUACUCCAAACCCCAUCCACCCAGCCCUCAAUAUUAGACCAAGCAGUCACCGACACCCCUUGACCUUCGCCGGUAUACCGACCUCUGCCAUCUCUCUCAGGUCUCUCCAUUCCUUGAUUGGCUAUGUUCCGCAGAUGCCCCACCUCUUUCCUUCCAGCAUCGCAGCGAACAUUGUCUACGGCCUGCCUGAAAACUCCCUACUACGCUCUCAGAAACACAUCGAGAAAGCGGCCAGGGAAGCAGGGAUUCAUGACUUCAUCGCCAGUCUACCAGAAGGUUACCGGACGUGCGUCGGAGAUGGGGGCCAAGGGCUGUCCGGCGGCCAGGCACAACGUGUCUGCAUCGCACGUGCUCUAGUCCGCCGUCCCCGCAUCCUCAUCAUGGACGAACCGACAAGCUCGCUAGACGCGGAAAGUGCCGAGGGGAUCCGGUUGUGUAUCGCGAGACUAAUGAAUAAAGCUCGUGGCAUUAUGACUAUCAGCCCCGCAAAGAGCAGCCAAGUGAGAUUUGGGAAGAACUUGCUCAGGGAAAUUGUGGAGGAGAAGAGGGAAAUGGCAGUUGUGGUAGUUACGCACAGCGAGGAAAUGAUGCGAGUUGCUGACCGGGUUGUGGUUGUAAACCAGGGCCGGGUUGUAGAGACGGGAGCUUAUGACGUGCUGCGGGAGAGAGGGGGAAGAUUUGCUGAACUCAUCGGGGGUGGCUUGCCGGCGGCAGAGCGGAAGUCUGAUAUGCGGGAUCGGAGAGGUCCCCGAAACUCCGUGCGGAGCGAUACAACAGGGUUGAAGGAACCCACCAACAAAAGGGUGGACAUUAGAAAGCCGGAAGUUACAACCCGAGAAGGUUUUGCUAACAGGUCGACGUGGGCGGGAAGGACUGAUGAGGAUUGGAGUUCUGCUGGUCGAAAUAUUCCGACUCCUCUGUGCAGUCCAUCCAAGAUGAGUAUACCUACUACGGGGUCCAGCUUCCGGCGCGAUCAAGUUUGA
Pseudomassariella vexata is the source of this 4500-nucleotide messenger RNA. Its product is annotated as P-loop containing nucleoside triphosphate hydrolase protein. The coding region runs from base 1 to 4500 and encodes 1499 amino acids. The record is from RefSeq and is a predicted model, not a curated record. Gene Ontology annotation, biological process: transmembrane transport. NCBI's taxonomy places the organism in Eukaryota, Fungi, Ascomycota, Sordariomycetes, Amphisphaeriales, Pseudomassariaceae. Gene Ontology annotation, cellular component: membrane. Gene Ontology annotation, molecular function: ATP hydrolysis activity; ATP binding; ABC-type transporter activity. The transcript is spliced from 5 exons.